GCAAAAGUUACGUGAAAAGGCUAAGGACAACAGUUACUUUUUUAUAUCUUCCUGAUAUAUUGCUUCUAUGUAUUUGGUUGUGUGUGUGUGUGCGGAAAAAUAAUUAAAUUUACAGCAAAUUAAAACUGUUUUAAAGGCACAACCCAAGCAAAGUUGUAACUUUUUUGCAAAUAUGACAAAGACUGCGAAAAGUGCACAAAUUAGCAUAGCCAGUAAAAGAAGAAAAGUCUAAGGAUCCAGCACAAACAAACAAGCCAACAAACAACAACAACAACAACAACAGCGGCUCAAUUGUCACAAUGACAAACGCCAGCUGAAGACGACGCAAUCGGUUCAUUGGCCCCCGAAACCCGUAGUCUAGAGCCCCAACGCUGAGGAGUGGGAUUGGUCAACAUGCGGCGUCCAAAAAUAUCCCUCAAGAAGUACUUCUAUUUCACCCUGAUCUGUGCCCUCCUCCUCAUAUUCGGUUUCAGUCUCAAAGAGCGCGAAAUAUGGAAGACGCUGAGUCCUCGAUCAUCACAGAUCACCACGCAGCAACUGCAUCAUCAACAUUUGCAUCAACUGCAGUCCAUGGACGAGGAUCAUUUAUUGGCCACCAGUUCUACUGCGGCGCCAGUUGUUGCCACUUUGCUACCCGAAGUGGCGGAUAAUCUCAUCGAGGAGCCUGAGCAGUCAGCUCUAGAGGAGGAGGAGAUCGAAUCAGAGCGCCUGCAAGAGCCGCCGGCGGAAAAAGCUUGGUUCUUCAAGAACGGAGAGUACUAUCCAAAACCGGCCAGAACCUACAGCAAUCGCAAGGCCAGGAAGCGUCAUGCUCCCAGAUUGCUGCCCCAUCAGGAUCCCUAUUCCGAUCGGAUUGUUAACCAGCUUAUGUAUGUGCCGCACAACUAUGAGGAGAUCAAAUCCAGUGGAAGACUGAAGACCAUCCUCUUGUACAAUGGACUUGGUCCCUGGAACGUGAAGAAGGGCCGCGAUGUCUUCCUGAAAGCCAAGUGUCCUGUGGACACCUGUGAACUGACUGCCAAUCGAGAUCUGGCCAACUCGGCUGACAUGAUUCUCUACAAGGAUCACUAUAUUCCCACGGGCAUUCGAAGGCCCAACAAUUCUAAGCAGGUCUCUAUGCUCUACUAUCUGGAGUGUCCUUAUCAUACGCAGAAUGUCAAGGUGCCCGAUGCCAUCAAUUGGACAGCCACCUACAGACGAGAUAGUACCAUUGUUGCCCCCUAUGAAAAAUGGCAAUACUACGAUACGAAGGUGCAGCAGCAGGAGCAGGAUAUAAACUACUCCGUCAACAAGACCAAGAAAGUGGCUUGGUUUGUGUCCAACUGUGGAGCAAGGAAUGGCCGGCUCCAGUACGCCCAUGAACUGCAAAAGCACAUAGAGGUUGACAUCUACGGUGCUUGUGGCAACUUCAAGUGUUCCAGGAGUACAGCGGAUAAGUGCUUUGAGAUCCUGGACAACGACUAUAAGUUUUAUCUGGCAUUCGAGAAUUCCAACUGCAAGGACUACAUCACGGAAAAGUUCUUCGUAAAUGCGUUGAACAGAAGGGUUUUACCCAUUGUGAUGGGAGCCCGUCCCGAGGAUUACGAGGUUAGUGCCCCUCGAAGGUCGUACAUCCAUGUGGACGAAUUCGCUUCGCCCAAAGAACUGGCGGAAUAUCUGCACAUCCUAGACCAUGACGACGAGCUGUACAACUCGUAUUUCAAGUGGAAGGGCACCGGGGAGUUCAUCAACACGUACUACUGGUGUCGAGUGUGUGCCACCCUUCAUAACGAGGAGCAGCUGAGGAAACCCCGGUGGUACACCGAUCUCAAUGAUUGGUGGCGGGGACCUGGUGUCUGCACAACAAGAUCAUGGCGGAACUUCAAGGCGCGCAAGGAUGUAAUCAGCGACUCCAGCGAUGACUGAGUUCAAGUCCUUGAAGCGAUCCAGAUCGUGGGCAUGGGCAAUCCUUAGAUCAGAAGUCAUCAUCAGGCAUCAGUGAGUGACUAGUUUCUGAAUUGUUGUUUCGUAGGUAUCACCAUCUCUACUUUCACUACUAUCACUAUCCACAGGAUGGGUCCAUUUUGUUUCGAGAAAUGGGCAAUGUUGCUAUAUAUUGGUUAUUAAAAUGAUUUACCUAUUAUUUAUACAAAAUUCUCCCAAGAUCUCCAAAGAAUAGUCCUAGUGAUUAUAAACUUUUUAGAUGAUUUUCAAUGGAAUCUCCAUAGUCGUACUCUUAGUCGCAACAAAAACUUUCUGGAAUCAAAAAUAUCGACCCAUCCUUCGCUAAUCCAUGUGUAAAGAGUCACUUCGUUUUUGUCGGAGUUUUACGUAAAUGUUUUUUGUAGUUAGUUAGUAAGUCUAAAACCUAAAUCUCGGAGUUGGCGUCGACCGGGAAAAUCGAAUCAAACCGUGGAGGCACGAGGUGAGGAGCGUUUAAUUACUAGCCCAUAGACUAAAAAAAGAACCCCGUGCCGAUCAUUGUAACAUAUACAAUACCAGAUGCAUAAGAGAACGUAGACACCUAGCCUAGUUAUAUAUAUAUAUAUAUAUACUGAUAUACAAAUGAUAUGUAUACAUAGUUCGGUAAUUUAUAUAGUUGUUUAAACUAAAAGCAAGUCCAAAGUAGACCAUAAUAAGAUAAAGACAGAGGCAAGCAAGUUAAAGUAGUUCGACAUUAUAAAGCUUAACUGCAAUGAAGAAGAUGAGGCAUCGGCUAUAUAGCUUAGAUCUUUUGUAAGUGUUUUUGUAAGCAACCAGCAACUGAUGGCUCGACCUGAAAUAUCUAUGUUGCCUGUUAAUCGAGCACAUUUUCUUUCUUUUAAACCAUUUGAUAUUCAGUUUUAGAUUUAAACUAGCCCGGCUUUUAGUUGAGAUGUUAGCAGUAGAGAGCUACUUGUAAAGGUUUCCCAGCCUGUUGACUAACUAACUUACUCUAUCUAUAACCGAUUCGCACAAGCUAACAUAAAUAUCUGAUCUAAUACAAAAACAAUCAGCAUUCCUAUUUUUCACAAAGAAUAUCAUAUGUCGUAUUAUUUGAAUUCUAACAGCGCAUAUGUGUGGUUUUUACAAUAUUUCUUAGCAAUAUUUGUAUUUAUUGUGAAACAUAUAAUUUAUAAGUAUUGAAUAAUAUCAUCUGUGUGUGUAUUUUGAUUGUGAACUUGUUUUAAUUUUAAUUUUUACUGUGAUACAAAAAAUAAUAAUUAUAAUAAACAAGAAUUAAACAGUGGCAA
This is a messenger RNA of Drosophila eugracilis, 3212 nucleotides long. RefSeq names its product glycoprotein 3-alpha-L-fucosyltransferase A (gene FucTA). Gene Ontology annotation, molecular function: alpha-(1->3)-fucosyltransferase activity. NCBI's taxonomy places the organism in Eukaryota, Metazoa, Arthropoda, Insecta, Diptera, Drosophilidae. The record is from RefSeq and is a predicted model, not a curated record. The transcript has 5 exons. Gene Ontology annotation, cellular component: membrane. Bases 394 to 1905 code for a protein of 503 amino acids.